Messenger RNA from Vigna unguiculata (cowpea), 457 nucleotides. Lineage: Eukaryota; Viridiplantae; Streptophyta; Magnoliopsida; Fabales; Fabaceae. The record is from RefSeq and is a predicted model, not a curated record.
AUGGUGGUGCCUCCAUUUGGUUGUGGUCGUUUGAUUCUUCUUUGGGAACUAGCCAGAACAUUGCAUCUUUGUGGUGGCUGCAUUAAGCUUGGAAUCCCCUGCCUGCUGCAAUCAUUGUCUGCUGCAAAUAGCAUGGAAUCUGAAACUAUUAAUCGAAGUGUGAAUGUGAAUGUUAAUGUUGAUGAUAAUAUACAUAAUCAAAUUGCUAAUGACCCACAAGAACCACCUUCUGUAAACAAUGAAGACAGUGAAGUUCAAAAAGAAACUAAGAAAGCUAAGACAACUACCUCUGAAGUUUGGAAUUAUUUUUCUAAAGUUGGAGUAAAAGAUGGUAAAGAGAAGGCCAAAUGUAAUGCAUGUGGGCAAGAAUAUGUUAUUGGGCUCACUCGUUUUCUGACCCGGCCCGUGGUGAGCCAACCCGUGUGAGCCGGGUUGGCUCACUUUGACAUGCCUAGCG